Messenger RNA from Helianthus annuus (common sunflower), 1859 nucleotides. RefSeq names its product NAC domain-containing protein 83. Bases 163 to 900 code for a protein of 245 amino acids. The record is from RefSeq and is a predicted model, not a curated record. Gene Ontology annotation, molecular function: DNA binding. Lineage: Eukaryota; Viridiplantae; Streptophyta; Magnoliopsida; Asterales; Asteraceae. Gene Ontology annotation, biological process: regulation of DNA-templated transcription. The transcript has 3 exons.
UUCCUCCUUACAUCCACACGCACACAUCUUCUCCUCCUUCUUCAUCAUCCAACCACAAUCCUUAACUUCUUCAAAAUGGAUUCUUAAACAUUUCCCAUAUUACUAAAACUCUUGUGUUUCAAUUCAAAGAUAUUGUUGUUGGAAAAAUUAUACUGGGAGGAAAUGGAAAAGCUUAAUUUUAUAAAAGAUGGUGUGUUAAGGUUGCCUCCUGGUUUUAGAUUUCAUCCAACAGAUGAGGAAGUGGUUGUACAAUACUUGAAGCGCAAAGUACAAUCUUUUCCUUUGCCUGCUUUUAUUAUUCCCGAAGUUGAUGUUUGCAAGUCUGAUCCUUGGGAGUUACCAGGUGACUGCGAGCAAGAAAGGUUUUUUUUCAGCACAAAAGAAGUCAAAUACCCUUAUGGGAACCGAUCGAAUCGGGCUACUUUAUCCGGGUAUUGGAAAGCAACCGGAUUAGAUAAAAAAAUUGUUACUUCAGACAACAAUCAAGUUGUGGGCAUGAAGAAAACACUCGUAUUUUACAAAGGAAAACCCCCACACGGGUCACGAACCGAUUGGAUCAUGCACGAGUACAGACUCGCAACCCCUCAACCCAAGAACCCGACUCAGGGUAUGGAAAAUUGGGUUAUUUGCAAAAUUUUCUUGAAGAAAAGAGGAAGUAAAGUUAGCAAGUACAAUGAAGAGCCAAUUGGGAUAAUUGAUUGUAAAUCGGUAAAAUCAAAGCUAGUUUUCUACGAUUUCAUGUCAGCUAGUAAGAAGAGAAGAACUGAUUUGAAUUCGACUCCGGUUUCAUCAUCUUCGGGUUCAAGCGGGAUCACGGAUGAUGUCGGUUCUUGUGAUGAGCAUGAAGAGAAUAGCCAUAACCCGGAUGAUGUUAAGAAUUUAAGGAAACAAUCGUCAUAAAUUGAUAUUCUUUUUUUUUUUUUUUAAGAUUAUCCUAAGUCUAAUUUAAUUUACUAAUGGGUUAUUGUUAUUUAUUGGCCUUUAGUUUUCAAGAUUCCCAUGAAAAUAAUCAAAUUUUGAGUGAAUUUCAAGAAUUGUCCUUUAUCUUUAUACCCAUUUUCAGACGUUGUCCUUUAUGUUUAAAAUUGACAAGUUUUGUACUUUAUGUUUUCAAAUCAUACACGUUUUGUCCUUUAGCCCUAACCCAGUUAGAAUUUUCUGUCAAAUCUGGCCAUGUGCAAUGCACAUGAGGGUAAAAUUGUCUUUUCAACCUAUUCUUUCAAAAUACAUAUAAAAGAAAAAAAAUAUUAUGUAUCAUAAAAAAAUGCCUUCUUCCCAAAAUCAAUCCCAUUUCAAAACCCUAAUUUCACUCAAAGAGCUGCAACAAUUCAUGGUAUGGUCUAUCUCUUGGUUCAACUCCUCAGAUGUCUCCACCUACUUCGGAGAUAAAGAUUGGCGGACCCUUAAAUUUUUAGCUAGGGGUGCGGAUGAGGUAUUCAACCAUAUUUUCAAGGGGUGCGGUCGGGUUUUUUGCCUAAAAUAUACACUAAGUUUUUUUCAAGGAGUGCGGCCGCCCACCCUGGCCAAAGGUUAGGUCCGCCCAUGAAAGAUAUCGGAUUUAAAAGCUUUUCAAAGCCAUACAUCGAGGGAAGCGUUAUGAAGACGCUAGUUCCAUAUAUAGAAGUUGUCAUACUUGACGAAGGCCACCAUUUUAUCCAGCACGAUAAACCUCAAGAAGUCUGUGAUGAGAUCAUAUCCUUUAUUCAAAAACUAGCCAAAAACUAGGAUCACAGGGUCUGUUUAUUUAUGUAUCAAAACUAGCACGAAUAAGUUAAUGUAUUGAGACCGUUAGACCAAUGUUGCUUUUGCUGUUUGUGUUUGCAAUUUCCAUCUUUAAUAAUACUUGAAACCUUGAUUCA